AUGUCGAAUGCUUCCGCCAAGAAGAAGAGAAAACUCGAGGAAACCGUAGAUACGCCACCGACUAGGGUUGAUGACAAAACCCUAGUUCUUAUUUCUGAUUCGAAAAAACCCAAAUCAGAUAGGGUUACCAAACUGAAGAGCAAAAUUGGGUUGCUGAAGAAGAAGCCAACUGAAAGUGGCAGGAUUGUCAUCACUCAUAUUCUGUGUAACAUGUUGAGAACCGUUAUCGCCACUACUCCUGAUGAUUUGCUACCUACUGUUUAUCUUGCUGCAAAUGAGAUUGCCCCUGCUCAUGAAGGUAUUAAAUUGGGAAUGGGUAAGGGUUCCUACAUUAUUAAGGCAAUCUCUGAAGCUUUUGGUAGAACUGAGUCCCACGUUGAGCAGCAAUAUACGCAACUGGGAGACUUGGGGCUUGUAGCAAAUGGGAGCCGUUCCUCUCAGACUAUGAUUUUCAUGCCCAAACCAUUAACUGUUGUCAAGGUUGCUGAUACACUUCGCCUAAUUGCUAAGGAAUCUGGAAAAGGUAGUAAGGAUAAGAAGAAGGAUCUAAUGAAGGCACUUCUUGUGGCAACUACAGAUUGUGAACCUCUUUACUUAACUCGUUUACUUCAGGAUAAUUUGCGGUUAGGGUUCUCACGUCAAACUGUUUUAGCUGCCUUGGGACAGGCUGCUGUAUAUAACGAAGAGCAUUCUAAGCCGCCCCCAAAUAUCAAGAAUCCUUUAGAUGAGGCUGCAACGAUUGUUAAAGAAGUAUUCUCAAUGCUUCCUGUCUAUGACAUUAUUGUUGGUGCUCUUCUAACUAGUGGUGUAUGGAAUCUUCCUAAAACUUGUAACCUCACACUCGGUGUUCCAGUUAGGCCCAUGCUUGCAAAAGCAACUACAAGAGUAGAUCUCAUACUUGAGAAAUUCAAGGACACUGUUUUCACAGCUGAAUACAAAUAUGAUGGUGAACGUGCACAGAUAUAUUAUAUGGAGGAUGGUACAGUCGAGAUAUUCAGUAGACAUGCUGAAAGAAACACUGGCAAGUACCCUGAUGUUGCUCUUGUGUUAUCAAGGUUAAAGAAGCCCACUGUGAAAUCUUUUAUUCUGGAUUGCGAGGUUGUCACCUUCAACAGAGAAAAAGAGAAAAUUCUUCCACUCCAGAGUACACGAGCCCAUAAAAAUGUGAAUGUCAGUGAUAUCAAGGUUGGCGUAUGCGUCUUUGCUUUUGAUAUAUUAUACCUAAAUGGCCAACUACUUAUCCAUGAGAAUCUGAACAUUCGCCGAGAGAAGCUACACGAUUCAUUUGAGGAAGAUCUUGGGUAUUUCCAGUUUGCAACUGCUCUAACAUCCAACGAUAUUGGUGAAUUACAAGAGUUUCUUAAAGCUUCUAUUGACAUAGGAUGUGAAGGUUUAAUGAUAAAGUCAUUGUACUCAAAUGCAACCUAUGAGCCUGCAAAGAGAUCAAAUAAUUGGCUAAAACUGAAGAAGGACUAUAUGGACAACAUUGGAGAUUCCGUGGAUCUUGUACCAAUAGCUACGUUCCAUGGACGUGGGAAACGCACAGGUUUCUUUGGUGCAUAUUUACUAGCGUGCUACGAUGUUGAUAAGGAAGAAUUCCAGAGCAUUUGUAAAAUUGGUACUGAAUUUUCUGAUGUGGAGCUUCAAGAUUUGUCUUCCAGUCUUUGCUCUAAAGUGAUUGCUACUCCGAAACAAUACUACCAAGUCGAUAACGAUCUCAAUCCAGAUGUCUGGUUGGAGCCCACCGAGGUGUGGGAAGUGAAAGCAGCUGACUUGACAGUUAGCCCUGUAUAUCGUGAAGCUAUUGGAAUUGUGGACCCUGACAAGGGAAUUUCUCUACGAUUUCCUCGUCUAGUCCGUAUACGGAAAGACAAGAAUCCAGAGGAAGCAACAACAUCUGACCAGAUUGCUGAAAUGUAUCAAGCUCAGAAACACAAUCAACCAAGCAAUCAAGGCAAAGUGGACGACGAUUGAACAACGACUGUAAUUUGUUGUCGGAGCAUCUUUCCAGACAAAAUUUCUUUUUCAUUACCAGUAUGCACC
Messenger RNA from Arabidopsis thaliana (thale cress), 2043 nucleotides. Its product is annotated as ATP-dependent DNA ligase. NCBI's taxonomy places the organism in Eukaryota, Viridiplantae, Streptophyta, Magnoliopsida, Brassicales, Brassicaceae. The transcript is spliced from 17 exons. Gene Ontology annotation, biological process: DNA repair; DNA recombination; DNA metabolic process. Gene Ontology annotation, molecular function: DNA binding; DNA ligase activity; DNA ligase (ATP) activity. Bases 1 to 1974 code for a protein of 657 amino acids. Gene Ontology annotation, cellular component: nucleus. The record is from RefSeq and is marked reviewed.